Corvus hawaiiensis (hawaiian crow) is the source of this 2339-nucleotide messenger RNA. RefSeq names its product indoleamine 2,3-dioxygenase 2-like. Bases 820 to 2061 code for a protein of 413 amino acids. NCBI's taxonomy places the organism in Eukaryota, Metazoa, Chordata, Aves, Passeriformes, Corvidae. Gene Ontology annotation, biological process: 'de novo' NAD+ biosynthetic process from L-tryptophan. The record is from RefSeq and is a predicted model, not a curated record. Gene Ontology annotation, molecular function: metal ion binding; indoleamine 2,3-dioxygenase activity; L-tryptophan 2,3-dioxygenase activity. Gene Ontology annotation, cellular component: cytoplasm. The transcript is spliced from 9 exons.
GGUGCUGACUGUGAGGGUGUCGCCUCUGUUUUGUGUGUGAACAGUCUGUUUCCUGCAGUGCCCUUGGACCUGCAUCCCCCAGAGAUGUCAAUCCUGCUGUUUGUACCCCUGGCCCUUCCCUUCCCUUGCACUCACAAGUACCUCCAGCCCCAGCCCCUGUCUGCACAGGCAGCACUCACAGGGCAGAUUUCCCCCCAGAAAGCUGCUGUUUGGGAAGGCCCUGCUCGGAGCAUCCUGCUGAACCCCCCUCAGGUGGUGGGACCCCACCGGCAGCCCCAGUGACCCCCAGCACCAUGGGGAAAACAGCAGCAUCCCCUGUGUUUCAUGCAUCUCUGGCCAGGUGGCAGCAUGAGCUUCCCAGCAUCGACCAGCCCAGGCUGGGGGUUGGCUCCUGCCUGUCGCCAUUAGGUCAGCAGCCCACUGCACACAGGUUUGACAUUGCUGGGAUCGUGGGGAUCCCCAGCUGCAGAAGCAGUGUCCCCGAGCUGCUGCCUCAGGCCACCUCCCAUCCCAUGGGAGCCUCAGGGUGGUCCUGGGGGCAGCCAGCUCACAGCCCCUGCUUCCCCUGAGACAGGUCCCCCAAGGCUUUCCCAUGGCCAGAUGCCCAUGGGGACAGAGUUUAAUGUUUGCUCCACGACAAGGCCUUAUCAGCAACCUUUACCCGUGUUUGCUCAGGCCCUCUGGCCAUUGGGCAGCCAGGCCCGAGUCCCCCCAGGACAAGGUGCGCUCCUGCGCCGCGCUCGCAGUGCUGGCUCAGCGCAUACUGGCAGCGGGUGGCCAGGCCAGAGCACAUCCUGACACCACAGCCAGUGUCCAGCAAUGGAGGCCAGCGAUGACACGGAGGAGCCCCCACUGCUUCUGGCACUGACCAGGUUUCAGGUCUCUGAGGAGUUUGGUUUCCUGCUUCCCGAUCCUCUGACAGAGCUGCCGGCACCCUACGGCCCCUGGAUGGACAUCGCUCGUGAACUGCCCCAGCUGAUCAUGAGCCAUCAGCUCCGCUCACACGUUCACCAGAUGCCGCAGCUGAGCACCCAGCACCUCCGAGGACGUGAGGAGCUGCACUUGGCACACCUGGUGCUCAGCUGCAUCACCAUGGGCUACGUCUGGCAGGAGGGCGAGGAGGGCACCGUGCAGGUCCUGCCCCGAAAUCUCGCCGUCCCCUACUGGGAGGUCUCACAGGCCCUGGGCCUCCCGCCCAUUCUCAGCCACGCAGACUUUGUGUUGGCCAACUGGAGGAGGAAGGACCCCAACGGGCCUCUGGAAAUCGAGAACCUGGACACCAUCAUCACACUGCCUGGGGGAGAGAGCCUGCGGGGCUUCAUCCUUGUCACCCUGCUUGUUGAGAAGGCAGCUGUGCCUGGCAUUAAGGCAAUCAUCGGCGCCCUUCGUGCCAUCCUGCAGUGUGAUGAGGAGACCCUGCACAGAGCCCUGCAGGAGCUGGCAGGGGCCAUCGAGGCCAUGAGUGAGGCGCUGAGGCGGAUGCACGACUAUGUGGAUCCAGAAGUAUUCUACACUGUGAUCCGGAUCUUCCUCUCUGGCUGCCUUCCUGCACAGGAUGAGGGACUACAUGCCCCCACCCCACAGAGCCUUUGUGGAGGAGAUCCAGCGGGCCGUGUCCCUGAAGCAGCACGUGCUCUCCUCGGGGGACGCGCGGCUCCGCGCCACGUUCAAUCGCUGCGUGUCUGCACUGACAGACUUCAGGUCCUACCACAUCACCAUCGUCACCAAGUACAUCACCAUUGCGGCGGCCAAAGCCAAGGCCGGCCGGGCAGAGCCGAAUUCCAGGGCUGGCCCCUCUGGGGGAAAGCCCCCUUCUGCCCUGGAGGCCAAAGGAACCGGUGGGUCCCACAUCUUCAGCUUCCUGAAGAGCAUCAGGAACACCACCAGGGAGGGGAUGAUAAGUGCCUGACCUACCUGAGGGUUGCCCAAAGUGGGUGCAGGAGGCCAAGGGGCUUCGGUGUCUAUCUGCCAUUCACAAGCCAAGAUCCAAAACCUCCCCUCAGCAGCAGCCUUCCCACCUGUGCACGUCUGGGACGGGAGGAGCACGUUCGGUGCUGUUGAGAGAGAACAGUGCUGCUGCUGCUGCCUCCCCCCAGAAGGCACACAGCGAGCUCAGCGUCCUCCCCGGCACAGGGACGGGCACACGGUCCUCCCCUGGCACAGGGACGGGCACACGGUCCUCCCCUGGCACCGACGUCAGCACAUCACCCCUGGCCCCAGGGACGAGCCGUGUCCCUCCAAGCCCCCCUUCUUCCCGGCUCCGCCCCGGGCGUGGGGGCUGCAGCUCGGAUAGACACGGGUGGGUUACACGGGCGAAUAAAGCAGCGAUUCCCGAUCCA